Podarcis raffonei (Aeolian wall lizard) is the source of this 2406-nucleotide messenger RNA. RefSeq names its product zinc finger and SCAN domain-containing protein 30-like. The coding region runs from base 298 to 2406 and encodes 702 amino acids. NCBI's taxonomy places the organism in Eukaryota, Metazoa, Chordata, Lepidosauria, Squamata, Lacertidae. The transcript has 7 exons. The record is from RefSeq and is a predicted model, not a curated record. Gene Ontology annotation, biological process: regulation of transcription by RNA polymerase II. Gene Ontology annotation, molecular function: DNA-binding transcription factor activity, RNA polymerase II-specific; RNA polymerase II cis-regulatory region sequence-specific DNA binding.
GUGUGUGUGUGUGUGCGCAUAUGCAAGUGUUUAAAAGGGUUAAAUUGAGAGAGCGUUUCUUUCCUAGAAAAGAUAAUCAAACCUAGGAGGAAGAAUAAAAAAAUAAAAAACACACCAGUGGCGCCUCCUUCCCCGGUUUGGCUUUGCAUUUAAAGUCCGCUGCAUAAACUUGAAGGAAGAGGGAAGCGAUCUUGGUGCAUUGAAAAGGUAAAAGCUUUGUGCCUAUGUCUUCAGGUACCGGUUGUUUAUUCUAGUGUUUUCUUCAGUCCAGCCCCACAUUUGUGACUUCACCCAAGGAUGAAAAUCGAAGAGCAGGACCCUGCAGGUUGCACACAAGGCGAGGCGUCAGAAGGAACAGGAAAAGCCCCAUACUUGGGCAUCGUAGGUUGCAAGAUGGGCAUGGAGGGAGCGGUGCAUUCUGGGAGUACCGGGGAGAUCCUCAGAAGGUCAGUCUUGCAUCAGGUGAAGGAGGAGCCGGAAGAAGCCUUGACCCAGCAUUGGGAAGCCCAAUGGCAGACGUUCCUAGGAACAGUGGAGGCCCCUCACUUGGGCCGGGGGGCCCCACAGGUGCCAGAGGAGCCCACCCCCUGGGUGGACACGAAGGCCUUCCUCACCUCCUUUGAGCAAGUGGCCGAAGCCUGCCGGUGGCCCCAGGAAGAGUGGGCGGCCCGCCUCCAGCCGGCCCUCAGCGGAGAAGCCGAGCGGGCCUUUCGAAGCCUGGAGGCUGGAGACAGAGAGGAUUAUGGGGAAGUGAAGGCGGCCAUCUUGCGAGGGGAUGCCAUCGGAAGGGAGAAGCUGCGCCAACGCUUCCGGGGCUUCCGCUACCAGGAGGCCGAGGGGCCCAGAGGGGCCUACACCCGGCUGCAGGAGCUUUGCUCCCGGUGGCUGAAGCCGGAGAGGCACACCAAGGAGCAGAUCCUGGAGCAGCUGAUCCUGGAGCAGUUCCUGACCGUCCUUCCGCCGGAGAUCCAGAGCAGGGUGAGGAAUUGCGGCCCGGAGACCUGCUCCCAGGCGGUGGCCCUGGCCGAGGGGUUCCUCCUGAGGCAGCAGGAGGCCAAGGAAGAGCAGGUCACCUCAGAAGAGGCAGCUGUGAGCUUUUCUGAGGGACGCUGGGCUCCACCUCCCAUGAAGGAGAAACAUCUGUAUGUAGAAACCAAGCAAGAAGAUGGAGAUGCCAGCCUGUUGAUAGGAAAAGAGCGGAUGACCACAGAUGAGGAGGAGGAGAAAUAUGUACCAGGCAGUUCGGAACUGGUGGGACCGCAGGGGACGUUGACCUGGAAAGUGGAAGAGGAACUUCCUCUGUGUUGUGAGCCUGAAAAUGUCUUGGCAAGUCAGGAUGGAGCAAGGUGUCAGCAGGAAACCCACCCAGUGGAGGGAGCUGUUGGAGCCGCUCCUUGUAGGGAAGGUCACGAGGCCCCCAGGGAAACCACAGUCCAGGCAGGAGGAUCUCUGAUCCCCAAACCAAACCUCAUUUCCUGGCUGGAAGAAAGCGAAGAUCCCUUUGCUCAAAGCAGUGAGGGAGGAGAGGGAUUAGCAGAAAGCAGCUUGCGGGAGAUUGAGGACGAGACCGAAAUAUGUGGGACGUCAUUAGGAUGUAAAGAGAAACUCCAGGAUCAAAGUGAUUCAGAGAUGCAGGAGGGGGAGGCUCAGGCGGAGGGUAAGGCUAAACCUGCUACUUGUCAGGGCAUGGACCUGAAAGAAAUCCCAACCCGGCAGGAAAAACACAGAGAAACGAGAAGCGCCAAGUGCCUCUGUGCUCCCACCCAGGAGAAACCAAAUAAAAACUUGAGGGUUGGAAAAAGCUUGGCUCAGCAUCAAAGACACCGUGAUGGGGAAGUGCCAUAUAAAUGCCUGGACUGUGGAAAGAGCUUCAACCACAAAUCGAACCUGAUUUCACAUCAGAGAAUCCACAGGCGGGGAAAACUCUACAAUUGCUCAAACUGCAGCAAAACUUUCCUCCACAAAUCGAUUCUUAGCCGGCAUUUGAGGAUGCACACAAGGCAGAAGCCGUUCAGCUGUGCCGACUGCGGCAUCAGCUUGAGCGCUCAGUCCAGCCUCACUCGGCACCAGAGGAUCCACACGAGGGAGAAGCCCUACAAGUGCUUGGAGUGCGAGAAGAGCUUCAGCCAGAACUCGGACCUUCUGAGGCACCAGAGACUCCACACAGGGGACAAACCAUACCAAUGCUCCGAGUGCGGGAAGAGCUUCAGCCGGGGGGACUGUCUGGCUUCGCACCAGAAAAUCCACACGGGGAAAGGAACUAUGCUUCUGCUCUGCCCCGCCCACCAUUGGCAUGUGGCCCCCGGAAGGCUGCCCACAAGGGAAUACGGCCCUCGAGCUCCCCACCCCGUAAAAGGGAAACAUGCUUAUCAGACCGUCUGCAAAUGCAUCAAAGGGUUAAAGUGA